This is a messenger RNA of Cynoglossus semilaevis (tongue sole), 1450 nucleotides long. RefSeq names its product mortality factor 4 like 1 (gene morf4l1). The record is from RefSeq and is a predicted model, not a curated record. The transcript has 12 exons. Gene Ontology annotation, cellular component: NuA4 histone acetyltransferase complex; nucleus. NCBI's taxonomy places the organism in Eukaryota, Metazoa, Chordata, Actinopteri, Pleuronectiformes, Cynoglossidae. Bases 116 to 1087 code for a protein of 323 amino acids. Gene Ontology annotation, biological process: regulation of DNA-templated transcription; chromatin organization.
GGUCGCAGGUUUAUUACGUCACCGCGCUGGCGAUGACGUUUUCAGAGAGCGGCACCGUUUCAGACUGGAAUGGAAGCUGGCGAUUUUCCCCAUAUUUUGAUAGUUUAAUCCGUGAAUGGCGCCUAAACAGGACCCGAAGCCUAAAUUUCAAGAAGGUGAAAGAGUGCUGUGUUUUCAUGGGCCAUUGCUUUACGAAGCAAAGUGUGUAAAAAUAAACAUCAAGGAUAAACAAAUAAAAUACUUUAUUCAUUACAGUGGGUGGAAUAAGAACUGGGACGAAUGGGUUCCUGAAAGCAGAGUCCUAAAGUAUGUGGACAGCAACCUGCAAAAACAAAAAGAGCUUCAGAGGGCAAAUCAAGACCAUUAUGUAGAAGGAAGAAUGAGGGGAGCUGCACCGAAUAAGAAGAUUCCUCCGCCGCCGCAGAAAAAUGAUGUGAAAAACAAGAAGAACAAACAGAAGACUCCUGGACCAGGAGAAGGAACAAGUUCAGGGGGAGACCUGACACAUCCUCCACGGAAGAAGAGAGCACGUGUCGACCCAACAGUCGAAAGUGAGGAGACCUUCAUCAAUCGAGUGGAGGUGAAAGUAAAAAUCCCAGAAGAGCUGAAACCUUGGCUCGUAGACGACUGGGACCUGAUCACGCGUCAAAAACAGCUUUUCCACCUGCCUGCCAAAAAGAAUGUUGACGCAGUUCUUGAAGAUUAUGCAAACUACAAGAAAUCAAGAGGAAACUCCGACAGCAAAGAGUUUGCAGUAAACGAAGUUGUGGCUGGUAUCCGCGAGUACUUCAACGUGAUGCUGGGGACACAGCUGCUUUACAAAUUUGAGCGGCCGCAGUACGCAGACAUCCUGGCCAACCACCCAGAUACGUCCAUGUCACAGAUCUACGGAGCUCCUCAUCUACUCAGACUCUUUGUGAGAAUCGGAGCCAUGUUGGCUUACACUCCGCUGGAUGAGAAAAGCCUGGCCCUCCUGCUCAGUUAUCUACAAGACUUCCUCAAGUAUCUUGUCAAGAACUCUGCGUCGUUAUUUAAUGCGAGCGACUACGAAGUUGCCCCGCCUGAAUAUCACCGCAAGGCAGUUUAAGGUUUUGUAUAAAAGGACGCUGAGACAUUGGGAGACAAAAUUCUCGCCUGUGGAGAGGAUGAGUUGAAAACCAGAUGGAACGUGGAUUGUGUGAGAUCUGUCAUUUUAUUAAGAAAGGAUCAGAGUAAGAUGUCGCACUAAUCCCUGGACAAAUUUAAUUUCCUUUCAUGUGGAAAGCUGCUGAGUAUACUCCUUCUCUGCUGGUAUGUUUUUCAGUACCGCAUUUUAGUUUCUAUGACACAUUUGGGUUGUUUGUUUUUUUUCUCGUUAUUUUCCAAGGUUUCUUUCGUUUGUGUCCUGGCAGAUGGUGAUGACACUGUCUCGUUGGCUCUCAUCAUUUUCUAAUAAAAGCCCUUUACUCUG